AGGCCCCAGAAUGGAGCCUUGGGGAACCCCGCAUUUCAUUUUGUCCACUCAGAUGUGGACAAAAACAGGAGAUAAUUCAUGUGGGAUUCAAACCAGUUAAGUGCCUUUGGCAGAAAGUCCCACACAGUUGUGGAGGUCGAAUGCAGCACUGAGAUCAAAUUAAACAAAAUUUUGGGGGGUGAAAACUGAGGUGCAACGUUGAGGCUUACGAGCAGCACUUGAAGGCGUCAUGGGCGCGCAGCUGAUAACAGGGACGAGCUGUGGUUGUUGCAACAGCCACUGCCACGUCCGAGGAUCCUCUGCUGCGGCUCUGAGCACCGGGAUGGGCCGGUGCCGGGCGGAGAUGGGGGGAUGACGAGUGGGAGUGACCGAGGAAACACGGAGGAGAGGAGGCAGGAAAGAGGAAACACGUAGAGACGCGACACACCAACAGAAAACAGAGCCUGCGCGCAGCUCCAGCUUCAAGGAGCGUCCGCUGCCUCCCGGAGAAGCCUGACCGCCGGAGAGCUCCAUUGUUCGGACCCACACAAGCUCGAUUCUCCGGGUCCCUCCCGCCCACUCCGGUUCUGGACGAAGGGGGUCACCCAUGCUAAGCGUGUGGAGGAUGGAGGAAUUUGUGACCGAAGAGGAAGAGCCAUGGUACGACCAGCAGGACCUGGAGCAGGACCUCCACUUGGCGGCAGAGCUGGGAAAGACUCUACUGGAGAGGAACAAGGAGCUGGAGGACUCCUUGCAGCAGAUGUACAUCACGAAUGAAGAGCAAGUGCAGGAGAUUGAGUACCUAUCAAAGCAGCUGGAGGUUCUGCGGGACAUGAACGAGCAGCACGCCAAAGUGUACGAGCAGCUGGACGGGACGGCCCGAGAGCUGGAACACACCAACCUCACUCUUGUGACAGACAGCAAGGCCUCGCAGCAGAAGAUCGAGAGAUUAACAGGGACCAUUGAUACUCUGCAGAACCAGGUGGAGUCCCUUUCUGGGCAGGUGGAGCAGCUACGCUCCAUGGAGCAGCUCCGUGUCAGGAGGGAGAAGAGGGAGCGACGCAAGACCAUCCACUCGUUCCCCUGCCUGAGGGAGCUCUGCACAGCACCCAGGUAUGAGGAUGAGUUUGUAGUGGGCAGGGCUGAAAGCUUUACCGUGGAGGCAAAGCGUCCACCAUUUGAAGAGGAGAACCAGCACCUGAGGGAGGCGGUGUCGGCCCUGCGUGCAGCGGUGCGCACUGAGAGGGGGCGGAGAGAGGGCGUGGAGAGGGAGUGCAACCUCCUGGUUUCGGAGUAUUCACGGCUGCAGAUGCGAGUGCAGGACGCUGAGGGCUGCCACGUGAGGGUACGAGAGUUGGAGGUGGAGCUACAGGAGCUGCAGCAGCUACGUCGCGCUCGAACCUUCCUGCUGGGCGGCGAGGAUGACGGCGUGACUCUCACCCAGACUGUCCUCAACAGCACGCCGGAGACUGACACCUUCCUGGAGGUGGAGGUCGCGGAGACGGGGGGAGGGGUGAGGGAGGAGACCGAAGGCGGAGGGGGCGUCGGGGGUGCAACAUUACCUGAGUCCAACCCUGUGAGGAAAAGCUGCAGCGACACAGCGCUCAACGCCAUCGUUGCCCGCGAUGCGUCCGGCCGCAGGAGAGGCAGCUACGCCCUGCAUGCCAACAGCGUGAGGAAGAGAGGGAUGUCCAUCCUCAGGGAGGUGGACGAGCAGUACCACGCAUUACUGGAAAAAUACGAGGAGCUGUUAGGGAAGUGUCGGCGCCACGAGGAGAGCCUGUGUCAUGCCGAGGUUCAGACUUCCCGACCAGUCUCCCGAGACCCAUCCAUGAAAGACUGUGCUAUGGGCCCCAUCCCGGUACCACCGCCAAGCCCUACCCAGUCGCCAUCCACCCCUGAAGCCAUCGAGAGCAUCAGCAAGCAGGUGGAGGCGGUGGAUAAACGACUGGGACAAAACACGCCAGAGUACAAGGCCCUUUUUAAGGAGAUCUUCUCUCGUAUCCAGAAGACCAAGAUGGACAUCAAAGCUACCAAAGCUGUUAAGUCUAGCAAAUCUGGCAAAUCUGGCAAAUCUAGUAAACACUAGCGGUUCAUUGAUUGGUUGAUUAGAGGAAGGUUAUGUGUCUGAGAAUAGGUUUAGUGUAAACAUUCUUAUAGAGGGCGCUAUCGCGGAAACUGCUAAAUUCAAGUACAGUUCACUUUUGCUAAAACCACACUAAUAUGUUUUUGUUUUAAAACGCUUCAACCCUGCCACGGAUAUGCCUGGCGUCCACAAUACUCUGGAGUCUGGAAACGCUGCUUGACCUGUUUUAGUUUGAAAACUCUGGGGCUGUGUUUUAGUCUGGACGGGCAGAAAUGGAGAUGGUUGGAAACAAUGACAUAGAUAUUUACAACUGCUUGCUGAUUGGGUCUUUUUGGUCAUGACUUAGUUUUGUCUAAUUCAUCAGGCUCUAUCACAUGAACUUCCGUUAGAAAACAACUGGCAGUAGCCUCGGUUACCAGUGUAGAACGCAACAUGGAUCAUCAAUUACAAGCGUUGCUGACCCUGCUGUCUUUGCUAACAGCUGUUGUGCAGUUAAAUUCUGUAUUUUACAAUGAUACAACUGUUAUCAUGAGUACGAGACAAGCUAUUAUUACAGCAAUCGGCGACAAUUCCCCUGUCCAGCGGGACGAGCAUGCCUUCCUGUUUGCACCGGCACACAUGCCCAGUGUAUGUGAGUGGUCACAUGAUAUGCGUUUUCAGGCGUGUUGGUAUGGACGAGGAUUAAAACUGAUACAGAGCCAGAACGAUUGUGUGGACAAAGAUCGUUGUAGUUUGAAUUAGUAGGAUGUUGCCUUUAUCUGAGGUCAAACUAGACUGCAUGGCUUUAAUCCCGAAUUGAAACCUUCCAGCAUACACAAGUAUCUGAUUUGCAUGUAAUCAAUUUUAAACCCUGCAGAAUUUAGUCAAAUGCAGCAUAUAAAACAUGAAUGAAUUUGUUAAGGACUAUAGAUCACUCCCCUCAUCAUUUGAUUCAGUGUUUCUACUUCAUAUAUCCUGGCUUCCCUGCCUUAAUACCGUAAAGGCAUAUACUACACCACAAUAACAGCAACCUGUCCGUGAUGCUCACAACUGCACGUAACGCUAAGGCUAAAUGAUAAAAUUGCAUCAGGAACAUGAGUGGAAAUCUAAAAUAAACAUGACAUUUAUCUGGUAGAUUUGUUAUUAUAGUGGACUAACAUUUGUGUGAUUGCAUUAAGAGAGAUAAAGAUUGACCCUCUCACAUAUUGACGCAAAUGAUGCGUCAAUAUGUUUGUGUGUGCGUGUGUCUGUGCCUUUUGUGGAGUAGUAUGACAUUUCGAGAAGUAUUUGAAGGAGUUUAAUGAGAAGAUCAAAACCACUGUCAUGCCUGGCUACAGCUAGUAGCUGAUUUUCCUAGCAUAGCAAAAAGAAUGAAAUCGGGGUGACUCAUGAUUGGUCGAACACAUGUAUUGGCGGGACCUUGCUACAGAGACUCCAUCCUCUUAUGGAUAAUGGGCAGACUCUGGCUGUAAAUGCACAAGAUGGCAGCCUUCAUGUCCGGGAUAUUUUGGCUUCAUUUCUGGAUAGUGGGAGGAAGUGGAGACGCAUUGUCAACCUUUAUAUACAUGUCUCUAUGGUGCUACGCUAACCUGCUGCUGGCUGUAGCGUCAUGUUUAGCAUACAUACAUUAAGUGGUAUCAAUAUUUCCUCAGACACCUCAAACUGUCGGCGAGAAAGCAAAUAAGCAUUUAUCUCAUUUGAAAAUGUUCAACUAUGUUGCUGAGUCAACACUUGGGCGCAUUCUCCUUUAAUUCAAAGACAGCAUUUGAGAUCAAGUGUAAAAAGAGGUUGCUAACUGUGAAGCUUCAGAAAAGGCAGACUGGAAUUUUUGUUUGCUUUUCGAAAUUAUACAUGUCCCUCCACUGUUUUAAAGUCACUUCCGCUCUCUUAUAAGAACUGCAGUAGGUCUUCAUAUAGACCACAAAAAUGCCAUUGGGUCCAAAAUAAACUUGCCCAUUGAAAUUUAAGAAGCAUUGCUGUUUAUUCACUGUACAGAGCAAUAUCUACAGUAUAAGCUUGCAGCUUAUACUGUAGGUCAAACCAGUUGUGUCGGAGUGAUGCUUCCACUAAAUGCUAAAAAGCCGCUGUCGAGUAAAGUUGCCAUGGGCAAUGGACGCAUAUUGUUGUUUUCACCUAGCAGUCUUACCAAACUAUAAAACUAACCUGCAAAUAUAUUGCACCUUUUUUCACAGUAUACAAUACCUAUGCCUUUUUUUCUAGGUAACGUCCUACAGUAUGUAUAAACCUUUGUUAUGAUGAAUGUCACUACAGCUAAUAUUUUAUAUCUGAUCCUUCUGUUAAAUUCAAAAUGUAACGAAGCUUGAAUCCUUUCCAGCGGACACCAGAAGAGGCCCUACAUGUGUGUUUUGAAAAAGCAUGGAUGAUAUUCUGAAACCUGGUAUUGAAGAAACAAGUCUGUUACGUCCUGAUGAAGUGAAGGUUAAUUUAGAGUUUCUGAAAUGUAAUUCCUGUGGAUAUGGUGUACGAAGUGCAUUUGAGGUCAAUGCUCAUGUCUGUUAGGAUGAUGCAAGUUGGGGACGAGGGUGGAACAUGUGUUAGCGUAGACAAACCAGAGCCUGGCUCUCAAGGUUUCUGUACCGUAACGUCUCGCCAGUUUUGACGCCUCAUCUCUUACAUAUUUAGUAUAACUCAUACGAAAUUGUGCCUGUGUAUUUAUUUUUUGUGUGAAUGUUUCUUUUUUUACUUUUUCAGUGCCUAUAUGUGAAUGUCACUAACAUACUGUCUGAAUAAACACAUUUCAUUUGCUUUACUUACCUGUGCAUUAUUAGUUGACAAGAUAUUGUUAUCAAAGAUUACUCUGGUCAUGUCAUUAUUGAACCCACUUUUAAUAAAGCAUUGAUAUAAUGCA
This is a messenger RNA of Hippoglossus stenolepis (Pacific halibut), 4913 nucleotides long. Its product is annotated as cerebellar degeneration-related protein 2-like. Lineage: Eukaryota; Metazoa; Chordata; Actinopteri; Pleuronectiformes; Pleuronectidae. The transcript is spliced from 6 exons. The record is from RefSeq and is a predicted model, not a curated record. The coding region runs from base 587 to 2068 and encodes 493 amino acids.